This is a messenger RNA of Amoebophrya sp. A120, 3939 nucleotides long. Lineage: Eukaryota; Dinophyceae; Syndiniales; Amoebophryaceae. The record is from the annotation of a GenBank genome assembly.
CAAAACAAUCCGCGCCCGGUCUAAAUCUCGACAAUAGGCAGCUUUGGCUGGAGCGGCCAACUGUCCGGAUUCGGAUCGUGUUUUGAUUUCAAAGCAAAGCGGUUUUGGUUCCUGGCAUUAAACGCGAAAAACAAUACGAAGAGGCACAGAAAGCGUCGCGCCGUGCCAUAGCUUGUCCUCCUGUUGUUGGUUUCAAAGUUGGGCGCGUCACAGGUGCGCUCACAGAACAGCUCACUUUGAAGCCGUCGCGACCCUCUCGAAUAUGGGUCGCGCAAGUCUUUGGCAACUUGGUUGCAAGUUUCGAUCUCCAUAAAAUUGGGGGUCCGUUCCACCAGUAAUGUGGUAAGAGCCGACUGCUUAUUUUCUUGUGAGCACUGCGGCUGCGGCUGCGCUGCACUAGUAUUCUAUCCGGGCUGCAAAGUUUCUUUUUGUUCAAGCUGAUGCUGAACGAGAGAGUGAAGACGUGAAAUUUAGAGAGUAAAGUGAAUGGUGGGCCGCGAGAUUAUGCUCCGCCGCAGAGAAACAGAACCAGAAGCCGAAACGUGUAUGGUUGACUCAACCGAAGAACAAAGUCAUGAUAAACAAGAAAUAGUAAGUGCGCAGGUCCCUGUGUCGCCAAGCGCGCCCGGUUGCGCGCUCGUAUGGUUUUUUUUUGUUGCGCAGGAGUAGGAGUACCAUUCGCAGCUCGUUGUUCUUUUUUUUUCGACAUUGUUGUAUAUGCUGACACACGCCAUGCCGCUUUACCUUCACGCUUUCUCUUUCAAUUUCAAACUGACGCAGAAGUAGAUCAUUGGUUCUUUUCACCUCACUUGAAGAGCAACGCAGUUACAACUACGCCGCAUAGAGAGUAAGUGCCUAGGUUCUUUUUAAGUAAGUAGUUCUCCUUCUUCAACUUUAUUUUUGAGUAAUUUUCUGCAAACCAGUGUGAGCAGAUAUAGAGUGGAGAAAAAUGGCGGUCGAAAUAACCGAGACCGGUCGCGUUGUAUCAUCUGGGAGUUCUGUUUCUCUUUCGUCAUGGUCUGCUUUUUUGCCUGGUUUGCGGAGCACCAGCGGUGAAGUUGGUUCUCCAAGUCGUGGAGCGGUGUCAUCGUCUUUUCCACGCCCAAGACAACCGGCAGAAAACUACGAAAAAGCUAGAGUGGACGGCAUGGAAACCUCGUUUAUUGCAUCGGCGUCUCGGAGGUGGAUUUCUGGCAACGGAACAAGAAUACGUUCGUCCGCGGCUUCGCAAUCUUUACCGACGCGCAUGGCGAGACGACUACGACACAGAAAGAAUAAAGAACGAAGCAGGUGGCACAGCGAUGUCGCCAAGCCUGCACCUAGUGAACUUAAGACUGUGCAACUGAAGUUUGUGGUCGAUCCGGCAGCUGCUACUACCCGCAAUGUGAACGAGCAGGAGCCCGAGCCUGACAAGGCCGUCUUCCCCAUCGUAACAAGAGCGCGCUCUGCUCUAGCAAGACUUGCGGGCCAUGCGGCCAUCACUGGCAAAGAAAUCGCACCUGUGCUGCGGACUUGUUCCACGCGCCAACGAAAGCGGUGCAAGAGAACGCAAAAGACUUCUACUUUCCCUUCGCUGAGGUCCUUUUGGAUAACGACUGUGGUAACGGUUUCCGCGUUUUUGAGUGAAGACCCCUGUGGCUUGUUUGGCGACUCUGCCUUCGAAGACGCGGACGAGUUCUACGAGUGCGCCGCCCGCUUUCUCGUUUCGCACGAGGACACUCUACGAAAGACGCGGGACUACGGGCUGGCCGGUGGGUAUAAGGCGACCAUCCAGCGGCUGUGGUACCUAAGACGGGAUGACCUCGCCGAAAAGAUCUUCAAUCAGGCCAAGGCGAAAAAAGGACUGACGUGGCCUUCGGUAUGAUGAAUUCGAUUUGAUUAUUGAUUUAUCAAGAUGCGUGAUGAAUACUGCUGCGUGGUCGAGGCGCGGGCGCCCACAAUUAUGGCGAACCUGUAUUAACAUUUAGUGACAUACAAAACUCCUCAUGACACUUAGGUAUACUGGACACCCACCGUAUUUUUCGAAGAAGCCGACCAAGGCAGUACGGGACUCUACGAUUGCGAACGCGCCUGGGACGGUGACAGUAUCUCGAACUUCGCAUGGCCGUCCGGCCCGUCGGGCAAGGGCGGCCGGGACGGAAAAGGCAAGGGAGUGCAGAAAUCUUCGGCAACUGGAAAAGAGAAAAGCGUAGGAGCUUCUUUGGUUUCUUCCCACACGACGGCACUUCCUCGCACGCUGCCGCAAUUGCUAAAGGAGAACUUUUCCGCACUGAAGAAAGAGUACAUGUCCGUGCCCCGCUCGUUGUUUCAACCUGCCUUCUCGUAUCUGGACCGCGACGGGUCUUGGGAGGUGCUUUGGGUCUACCGCAAGUCGCGCUGGGAGAACGAGGAGCUGUGUGCGCAGUACCUGCCGGGGUUGUGCGCGCUGCUGAAGCAGGUGCUUCCGUCGCCAGAAGCAUCUGACUACCCUUCCGUCCGUUGCCGGUUCCUCGGUUUGAAAGGAAAGGAAUGCGAUAAAAAAGUCCGUAAGUCGGCGGAUUCGAGCAUGCAGAAACUGCUAAAUUCGCGAGCCGAAGCGCUAGACAACACCGAGGAAGUUCUGUUUCUCCGCAUGCAGGGCAGCGCGCGCACCUCGCCGCAUUGCGGUCGCUCGAAUUCGCAGGUCAACCUCCACUUGACGCUCGAAACGCCACAGAGUAUAUGACUUUGCUUCUUUUACGUUUGGAAACCUAUCAAAGUUUUUAGCAAGUGAUUCAGAAAUAACCCAAGCCGUAGCCGUCAACACCGUCUGUAUCUGUCUACGGACUAGGAUAGUUUGAGCGCUUCAGAAGCAAAACCAUGCUCAAGAUAAACCCUUUUUCUAUUUCUUUUUUGCAAUCUCUAUCUCUUCAGGCUCCAGUUCAAAAGCUUUGCUCACGGUGGGCGAGGAAAGCGUGGAGCAGGUAGCGGGAAGCAUGUACUGUUUCAACGACGGAAUGCGCCACAUUGCGGAGUUUACUAAUCCCGAGAAAACCGGCGUCCGGACCGUGUUGGUCAUCCGGGUCACCAAAUUUCAAGCGAAGUCCGCCGCCAUCUCCGCCACAGAGUCCGUCCGACAAGCGACAUUGCCUGCUUCCACGGACGUGAAUACCAGGGCUGCUGGGUCUAGUUGGGUGGAUGAAGCUUCAGGCCGCACCGACGAGUUGUAAUUGUAUUGUUCUUCGGCGGGGGCGGCAUAACAGGACGAGGAGUUGCUUCGAACUAUUUCUAUUGGGGUACGUCGCAGUCUCCGGUUCUGCCGGUUCGUUCUGGGGGUCGUGACAGGAAUCGGCAUGUCGAUCAACGGAACGAACAGAAAAAGUUGUAUUACACCCGAAUGAGACGCUCCUCCGUACCCCUGGUUGUUCUUUAGCGGGCGUUGUCGAGGGGCUCUCUUGCAUACCAAAUUUUUUAUUUGAAGACAGCAGUUCUUAGUUACUCUCGCCCAGGUAGUUCUUUUUGACGCCAUACUCAUGAACCGCUUCGCCUCAUGAAAACUUUUCAUGGCAGCUAACUCAGUUCUUGAUGUCCAAAUCAAUCGUACGGCCCGUUCUCAGAUGAAGAUGAAGUUCAGAAUUGUUGGAGAAACGCAAUUCUGAGAUGAACUUCUCCGGCAAAGUGUAAUGUUCGUGCCUUUGUUUGCCAAUAGCAACGAAUACGAAUACGAAAUCGUAAGACAGAAAGAUCACGACGACCCUGCACCUCCAAAUUUGACAGCACCAACACAAGAAGAAAUUGCUAAAGAAAGUGAGUUCAGCCUCUUUGCCGAUCCGUACACCCAAAUGUUGAAGAUCAGUAUCAUGAUGAUGCCUCCAGUCCUUAUGGAUCUGUUACUUCAACGAUCUAGAUGACCAUUGCUCGGUAAUUUCGAGCGCUUUAUUGAUUGCGAUCAGAAUUCGUGCAGCACUACUUCUGGAAAAA